This is a messenger RNA of Blepharisma stoltei, 948 nucleotides long. The record is from the annotation of a GenBank genome assembly. NCBI's taxonomy places the organism in Eukaryota, Ciliophora, Heterotrichea, Heterotrichida, Blepharismidae.
AUGAAUAAAUCUAACUUUCUGACAAGUUAUUUAUCCAAUCUAAGAAGAUUUAUUAAUAUAUUUAAGAGAUAAAUAAUAUUAUUUUAAUUAUGGGAUAAGAAAGCUGAUCUAUCAAAAUCCUUUUCUCAAAGCAGCCUAAUUCCGAUAAGAAGACAUACAAAAUCUCGAUCAGACACUAUAGCAUCAACGCCAUCUUCAAUUCUUUCCAAAAAAUUCGCAACUCCAAGCCCAAAAAAGACAAGCCUCUCAAAACAGAACACAGUCUCCAAAUUUACUCUUCCAGCAAUCAGCAUCCACAGAAACCCGCUAAGUCUCUACUCUUCAGAAGAGCUGACCCAUGUUAUCAAGUCAACAUGAAAACCUUCUAUCUUACUUACUUAUUUGCUUAGGUGUUUUAAAGUGUCUUCCCUCUUCCGCAGGAUGAUUUAGGCAUGCAUAAGCCCAUCCUUUUAACUCCCAACUGGUGACGUCAGCAGCGAUCCUCCCUAUAUGUAGGCAUUCCAGAAGACUUCACCCAUCAGGCCAGAAGGUCCGCACUGGCCGCGUUGCCUCGCCCGAACUUGACUCCUGCGCGUGUUCCGCCUAAGGGUCACCCUCCUCGGGUGUGUCAAGCAGAAAAACCAUAUGUCUCCUAAUAUCCUGGACCAAAAAAAAUACCCUAUGCGGUAUUCCAUAUUGGCGUUGCGGAUAAAGGUCCACGUGGAAAACUGAACCCUAUAAUAAUAAAAGCGAAGGAAGGAAGGAAUAGUUCUCGGAGAGAACUAAUUCCGCACUGAGCAAUUUUAUUAUUAUUGAAAAUCUUCUAUCAAGCCUAGACUUCAUGACUGAUCUUUCAAGCUUUCUCAGCCAAAGACUGUUAGUAUAAACCAAAUGGAAAAAUAUCUAAUUAACAAUCAAAGCAAGUUUUCGAAAACUGGCAGCCAAUUUCAGAUGAUGCAAAUUCACUAG